This is a messenger RNA of Tetrahymena thermophila SB210, 996 nucleotides long. RefSeq lists its product as hypothetical. Lineage: Eukaryota; Ciliophora; Oligohymenophorea; Hymenostomatida; Tetrahymenidae. The transcript has a single exon. The record is from RefSeq and is a predicted model, not a curated record.
AUGCAAAUGACUUUGUUUUCGUCGGAAACAUAUUUCACUUCACCAGACUGUGUUAAUUGUCAAAUAUAUGGUACUAAAAAUGGAAAACCAUUUAUUUGUAAUAAAGAAGAAUAUUGUAGUGAACACACCUCAACUGAAGGAGUUGUUGACUAAAAUUUCAAGGCUAGAGGGUCAAUCAUUGACAUGAAUCUUAUUUUAGAUAGCAUUGAGUUUUACUUAUCAUACGGAAUGUAUGUAAAGUGGAUAAGCUAAUUAUAGUAUAAUCAAACAUACUAAUACCAAGGAAUUGGUUUAGCAUUAACUCGUGUUGUCUAAAGUUCUUUUUGGAGUUCUCUUUAUAACUAAGCCAAGAUUGAAAAUUUCUCUUACUCACUUUAUUAUGCAGCUAAUUCAUAUAACUUAACUAUAGGAGGAUAUAAUCAAAGCUUAUUAACUUAGGAAUUUUAUAAUCUCAAGUCAGUAUCGGUAAUGAGAAAUCUCCCUUAUAAGAUAGCUGAUGAUUUAGUUCUUGCUGAUUUAUAUUUUAACGAAUAAAAUAUUUUGAAAGAUGCUCAAAUUUUAUUAGACCCAACUAUAGAUGGAAUAAUUUUACCUCUUAAAUUAUUUGGUUAAAUGAGUAAUAUACUUUUAACUUAAAGAAAGGUUGCUGACAUUUCUCAGUUCCUACCUAGCUAGCCAGGCAUAUGGUCUAGUUUGAAAACAGCUCCAAGCUUUUAAAUUUAAUUUUAGCUUGAUGACCCAGAUGCUAUUUCUAAAUAUUUAAAUGUUAACUUUGAUGCUUAAGCUUUUAACACCAAAAAUCAAAAAGGAUAAUUUACUCCAAGAAUUUCUUUUGUCGAUAUAAUUGAUGAAAAUAAUUAAUUUUACAAUGUUGUUAGAGUUGGUAAAAUUUUAUUCUAAUAGAUGAUGUAUUACAAAUAUGUUUAAAAUGGAGUUUAAUUAUAAGAAAGUGAAUUCAGGGGACUAGCUCCGAUGAUAAAAGUUAAAUAGCAAUGA